UUGAGUCACAUGGGGCUGGUAAUUUGAGUUGCUUUGCAGUUCAACGGGCAAAGAGCAAAGGAAGAAAAAACUCAGCGGAAGCUACAGUAACACCAGUGAGACAUGGCAAAGUGGCAGGAAAUGUCCAAGGAGGAGCUGGAAACUCAAUAUUCCCCUAGUAGGUGGUCUCCACGGAUGACUGAGGAUGCUAUUAUUGAGGCUCACGAACAGGUCAUAAGUGAAGGUACCCAGGCUGCCCAGGCUGCCGUCCAGACUCUACUGAAUGUUCCCUAUGGGUUGGAUGAAGGAGAGAAACUUGAUGUAUAUCUUCCUAAAGUGCACUCUGAAACCUUUCCCCUGGUCCUCUAUUUUCAUGGUGGCUACUGGCAAGCCCUCAGUAAGAAUGUUUCAGGCUUUGCUGCAUUGCCCCUGGUGACACAUGGCAUUGCCUUGGCUGUAGUUGAUUACACUAUCGCCCCCAAAGGCCAGAUGGAUAUGAUGGUCAGGCAGGUGAGACAAAGUGUGGCCUUUGCAGUUCAGCAGUACACAGGGAUCAGUGGGGUUUAUCUACUUGGACACUCAGCGGGGGCCCACCUGGCAGCCAUGGUGCUCUCGACAGAUUGGACUGAAUAUGGUGUUGUGCCAAACAUAAAAGGAGUCUUUUUGGUGAGUGGCAUCUAUGACCUGGAACCCAUCAUACACACCUACGUCAAUGAUGUAUUGCACAUGAUUCGGGAAGUAGCUCUGAAGAAUAGCCCUCUACAAUGUGUGCCUAUGUUGGGAGACAAAAAAACUUGUCAACUACUCAUCGUCAUAGCUCAACAUGACUCACCUGAAUUCCGAAGGCAGUCCUUGGAGUAUUUUGAGGCUCUCCGAGCAGCUGGCUGGAAUUCCUUUCUGUUGGACAUCGGAGAAAAAGAUCAUUUCGAUGUAGUGGAGAAGCUUUCCCAGGAGGAUUACCUUCUUACACAGGUGAUCUUGAGCAUGAUUUCCAGAAGCUAACAAGAUGGAAAGGGAUGGAAAGUCUUCACCCAUGUGUAUGCCUUCCACUGAUCAUGCCAUCUUUCUAUUGUGCUCUUUAUAUGUUAAAGUGUGAAUGAGCUUCCUUGCCACUCUCCUUUUCCAAAUGCCUUUUGAUUCUACACAGCAAUCUACUUGGACAAGGCAGUUGUGGUGAAAUGGGACUCUGAAGCCCAUUAUACUGAUAUGUGUUUAGAGGGAAUUAUUUGUGAAGAGAAUACAACUCAAUUCCUGACACAAAGACAGUUUCCAUCUGUUCCUGCAAUAAGCUCCUUUUCUCAGAAUGCAUUGAGAACAUUAAAUAAAACUAGGACAUAAAUUGCAA
Anolis sagrei ordinatus is the source of this 1324-nucleotide messenger RNA. RefSeq names its product arylformamidase (gene AFMID). The record is from RefSeq and is a predicted model, not a curated record. Gene Ontology annotation, molecular function: lipase activity; arylformamidase activity. Lineage: Eukaryota; Metazoa; Chordata; Lepidosauria; Squamata; Anolidae.